Messenger RNA from Dacryopinax primogenitus, 453 nucleotides. RefSeq lists its product as uncharacterized. The record is from RefSeq and is a predicted model, not a curated record. NCBI's taxonomy places the organism in Eukaryota, Fungi, Basidiomycota, Dacrymycetes, Dacrymycetales, Dacrymycetaceae. The coding region runs from base 1 to 453 and encodes 150 amino acids. The transcript has 5 exons.
AUGGGAGGCGAGAUGAUGGGCUCGCAGCGUGUGCGUGUGCGUUUGGCCGGCAAUUGCCUGGGGCUCGAAGACCAGAGAAGCCGGCGGGAGCAGAUCGUCCUUCUUACCGCUCAGCGCGCCGCCGCUUGCUCCUCAUCAACGUCCAAGUCCGACUAUUACAAUGGUCACGGACAUGGACAUGCUCCGGUGGAACACGGACAUCAUCAUCUCCCUCCUGGCCAGUUCCCGUACCCAAAACAUGUCUGGUCACCAGCCGGUGGCUGGUGGACACGCCCUAAGAACUGGGUUACCAACACCGCCGUCGUCAUCGGCGGGUGCGCCGUGAUCAGCUAUUUUGCUUUCAGGUAUAGCGCGGAACAUGAGCAUCGUCUUGCUGCCCCUCACAGGCCUGUGCCCUCACAAUUAUGGGCCAAAGAGUUCAAGGACGGAAAGGUGAAAGUAAUAGAGUAUUGA